CUGCCCAGAAGGCCCUGCAGGGACGCGGCCGUUCCCCUCCCCAGCUCCCGGGGCGCGCCGUCCAGCCCGCAGCAUGAGCGCUCCCGCCGCGACCCCUAUCUUCGCACCCGGAGAGAACUGCAGCGCCGCGUGGCGGGCGGCGCCCGCGGCUUACGACGCGUCGGACACGCACCUGCAGAUCCUGGGCAAGCCGGUGAUGGAGCGCUGGGAGACCCCGUACAUGCACGCGCUGGCGGCCGCCGCCGCCUCCAGAGGUAGCCUCCCCAGCCCCACCCAGUGUGUAAGGCGUGGGCUCUCUGUCUGCCCAGGGGGCCGGGUGUUGGAGGUGGGCUUUGGCAUGGCCAUCGCAGCUACGAAGGUGCAGGAGGCCCCCAUCGACGAGCACUGGGUCAUCGAGUGCAAUGAGGGCGUCUUCCAGCGGCUCCAGGACUGGGCCCCGCGGCAGCCACACAAGGUGGUUCCCCUGAAAGGCCUGUGGGAGGAGGUGGCGCCCACCCUGCCAGACAGUCACUUCGAUGGGAUCCUGUACGACACGUACCCGCUGUCUGAGGAGACCUGGCACACGCACCAGUUCAACUUCAUUCGGGACCAUGCCUUCCGCCUGCUGAAGCCAGGGGGCGUCCUUACCUACUGCAACCUCACCUCCUGGGGGAAGCUGAUGAAGUCCAAGUACUCGGACAUCACCACCAUGUUCGAGGAGACACAGGUGCCAGCCCUGCUGGAAGCAGGCUUCCGGCCGGAGAACAUCCACACACAGGUCAUGGAGCUGGUCCCACCGGCCGACUGCCGCUAUUACGCCUUCCCGCAGAUGAUCACGCCCCUGGUCACCAAGCACUGAGCCCACUGGGCCCACCGGCUCAGCUGCCCACGCCACCCUGGGGGCUCUGGGCUUCAGGAACCCCUAACCCCCAGACCCCUACUGAGCGCCUUCGUGGCCGGGAGUGCAGGCUCUGGCCCCUCAGCCCUGGUCCAGACCCACACCAGCCACAUGACAUCAACAAGCUUCCCUAACCUUCUCUGCAAGGGGACGGCCACUACCUUCCUACCAUGGUCCUGAGAAUGAAAUAAACACUAACACUGGGUUUAGCCAAUCA
This is a messenger RNA of Aethalodelphis obliquidens (Pacific white-sided dolphin), 1094 nucleotides long. It is a transcript of the gene GAMT, whose product is annotated as guanidinoacetate N-methyltransferase. The transcript is spliced from 6 exons. Gene Ontology annotation, biological process: creatine biosynthetic process. Gene Ontology annotation, cellular component: cytoplasm; nucleus. Gene Ontology annotation, molecular function: guanidinoacetate N-methyltransferase activity. Bases 74 to 838 code for a protein of 254 amino acids. The record is from RefSeq and is a predicted model, not a curated record. NCBI's taxonomy places the organism in Eukaryota, Metazoa, Chordata, Mammalia, Artiodactyla, Delphinidae.